Periophthalmus magnuspinnatus is the source of this 3990-nucleotide messenger RNA. It is a transcript of the gene ttc13, whose product is annotated as tetratricopeptide repeat domain 13. The record is from RefSeq and is a predicted model, not a curated record. The transcript is spliced from 23 exons. Gene Ontology annotation, molecular function: protein binding. Bases 95 to 2584 code for a protein of 829 amino acids. Lineage: Eukaryota; Metazoa; Chordata; Actinopteri; Gobiiformes; Gobiidae.
GUCGGGAUAUGUAGUCCGCUGUCAGCAGGUUGAAGGGGGCGUGUCCUCGGCUCGGUUGGUUUGGGUCCCGCUGUUUCCGCUCCGUGCGUCACACAUGGAGCCCAACAUGGCCCCUGCGAGCCGGGCAGUUGUUGUGGUGGGGCUGACAGUGCUGUACCUGAGCCGAGCCAUCCUCUCCACCGAGUAUUUCUCCACCCUGACGCUCUUCAACAGCGAGCUCCACAAACAGGGCUGCAGCUCGCUGUCCGACUGGGAGGAAUACGCGCAGGACUGCGAGUCAUCCAUUUUGCAGUUGGAGGACCCAGAUUGUGAGGAGGGCAGCAACCCACCCUGUGAAUCUAUCUUCUCCCUCAAUGCAGAGAAGAUACUGAAUCAGGCCAAGCUGUUUAUAGAGCAGAAAAAAAUCCCCUUUCCUGUAGAAAACCAAAACACGAAUGAAGAACUGGCUAUUGGCUAUGUUCUCAUUGGUAACGGCCUUUACGAUGAAGCCAUUAAGCACUUCUCCCUUUUAUUACAGAGUGACCCAGAGCUGGUCAGUGCCAUCUAUGGGAGAGGAAUAGCUUAUGGCAAGAAAAGUCUGCAGGAUAUAAAGAAUGCAGACUUGGCUUUGUACGAGCUCAACAGAGUCAUCACCCUCGAGCCCAACUGGCCCGAGGUGUACGAACAGAGGGCCGAGAUCCUGUCUCCUCUGGGCCGGAUCAGUGAGGCCCUGACAGAUCUGACCAAAGCCAUAUCUCUACAGCCUUCAGCUCGUCUAUACAGACACAGAGGGACGCUGCUGUUUAUAUCUGAGGAUUAUGUGGCAGCCAUGGAGGACUUCCAGCAGUCUCUAGAACUGAAGAAAAACCAGCCAAUUGCCAUGCUCUAUAAAGGCCUUACAUUCUUCCAUAGAGGGCUGCUCAAGGAAGCUAUUGAAACAUUUAAAGAGGCACUGAAGCUAAAGACUGACUUUAUUGAUGCUUACAAGAGCCUUGGACAAGCCUAUAGAGAGUUGGGUGAUUUUGAGUCUGCGAUGGAGAGCUUUCAGAAAGCUCUCAUGUUGAACCAGAAUCAUAUUCAAUCUCUGCAGCUUCGAGGAAUGAUGCUGUACCACCAUGGGUCGCUACAAGAGGCUAUAGGCAAUUUCAAGAGAUGUCUGCAGCUAGAGCCAUACAAUGAGGUGUGCCAGUACAUGAAAGGCCUCAGCCACGUGGCCAUGGGGCAGUUUUACGAAGGCAUCAAAGCUCAGACCAAAGUGAUGCUGAACGACCCGCUCCUGGGACAGAAGGCCAGCUCUGAAUACCUCAAAGUCAAAUACCUCAGAGAAUACUCGCGCUACCUGCACUCUCACCUGGACAUUCCAGUGGCUGAGUACAAUGUAGAUCAGGAUUUACCAGGAAACUUUAAGAACCACUGGGCUAAAAACCUGCCUUUCCUAAUAGAGGAUUAUGAAGAGCAGCCAGGACUGCAGCCACAUAUCAAAGAUGUGUUACCACAAAACUUCGAGAGUUACAGCAAUGAAGUGCAGAAGUUAAUCUGCACUGCUGACCAUCUGGGGGCACUAAUGCAGUAUGACACACCAGGUUUUCUGCCAAACAAGAGAAUACACAGAGCAAUGGGUCUGGCAACACUAGAGGUGAUGCAGGCCAUGCACAGGACAUGGAGCAACUCAAAAGUACGAGUUAAUGGCAAGACUCGACAAAUGCAGUGGAGAGAUAUGUUUGACAUAUCUGUCAAGUGGAGGAGGAUCGCCGACCCAGACCAGCCGGUUUUGUGGUUAGACCAGAUGCCAGCCCGAAGUCUCAGCAGAGGUUUCAACAAUCACAUCAACCUCAUCAGAGGACAGAUAAUCAACAUCAGAUACUUGGCAUAUUUUGAUAAUAUCCUUGAGUUCAUUAAAGACCGAAUACUGGUUUACCAUGGUGCAUACAACCCUAGAGGACUUCAAGAUGUCCGGCAUGCUCUUGAGAAUGUCAACAAAGUAGAAGAUUUACUUCCUAUAAUGAAGUUUAACAGUAAAACUAGAGAUGGCUUCACAGUCAACUCCAAAGUUCCUAGUCUGAAAGAUCCUGGGAAAGAAUAUGAUGGCUUUACGAUCACUAUUACAGGAGACAGAGUGGGGAACAUGUUAUUCUCAGUGGAGACACAGACCACAGAGGAGCGGACACAGCAGUACCAGUCUGAAAUUGAGUCAAUUUACAAAGACCUGACGGCCAAAGGGAAAGCCCUCAUGUUGUCUACUGAGCUGGGGGAUGCAGAUGCUGUGUGUAACCUCAUCCUGUCAUUGGUGUAUUACUUCUGUAAUCUCAUGCCCCUCUCCAGAGGGUCCAGUGUGGUUGCCUACUCUGUGGUGAUGGGUGCGCUCAUGGCCAGUGGCAAAGAGGUCACAGGAAAGAUUCCCAAAGGAAAGCUUGUGGACUUUGAAGCCAUGACCACAUCUAAUCCAGGCAGCUUCAGUAAAACAGCAAAAAUGUGGUUGAACCUCAAAAGUUUGCCCAGCUGGUACCAGAGUCUUCCAUCUGUAGCAGAGACUUUCCCUUCAACCAGAACCAUGAUCGAAGUCCUUAACACAGACUCGUCCUCACACUGUCCAAAGAAAUCUUAAUAAUACAGUACAAACUGUACACAUCUAAAGAGCAGCCCAUGAUAAAACACUGGACUAAAUGGACCUGCUCCUCCUGUAACCCAAACUAAUUCAAUACUCUUUUGAUUUAGUGUGAUUGGGAUGUGACCUGACCUACAGUAUCACAAUAAGUUUUAUUAUCAUUGUCAAAAUUCACAAACUAAGAACACACUUGCACUAUUACAUCAAGUCCCGCAAAUCACAUUAUCCACAACACAUUUACAGACUUUUAUAGCUCUAAGCAAACUACAAAGGUCUCCAGUACAUCUGUAAAUUACUUUGAAAUAAAUAUUUUAUAAUGAACACUUUUUAUUUUAUAUUAGUGGAUAAAUUAUUCCAAACAAGGCUACAGAUUUUUUUUUGUCCAUGGCCUUCUACUGAAAUAAUCAAAUAAUUUAAGCAUUCAUUAAAAUGACCAUAUAAUGUUCAACAAUUAAAUGUUACAAAUUUAAUUCAAAGAACUGUAGUUAAUCAACAGAAUCCAUGUCUAUUUUAAAUAUAUUAGUGACUUUUUUCAAUACAAUAAUAUGGUCUUCUGUAAAAUUAUUGAGCACAAUUUAUUUAUAAUAAAAGUAUAAUAGAUGCCAUUUAAAAGCUGGUAGUUUGGGAUACAGAAGUGAGCAUGUCCAGCCCUCUCACCUCUGCGCUGCAUCAAAAGCACAACCUCAAAAAACUUGUCUGUCUGUAGUAGCUUAAUUUAAGACUUGAGUUUAAAAAGUCACCGACAACUGGUCCAGACUGGGUGAUACUUGUUUUCAUUUUACAUUUGUGGUUGUUUUUGGACCACAGAUGUUUUAACUGCUUUAUGACUGAUUUUGGAGAGGAGAGGGAGGCUAAAUGUCCUACAGGGCUCUUCCACUUUGGAUACUUGAAGCAUUUUGUUUAUUUUUUUAAAGUUUUAUCACUCAUUGUGUUGGAUUGGAACUUGUUUUAAGUUAUAUGAACACGAAAAGGGACAACAGGAUUUUGAACCCAAGUAAAAAAAAAAAAAAAAAAAUCACAUUCACUACUUUGUUAGCUGUUCUUAUUUUACCAUAAAUGACAAUGGCAUAAUGGCAUAAAAAGGGCUUAUUCUGUAUUUUAUUGAUCAUUGUGUGUCUGCAAUCUGCCUGACCAUUUCAGCCUUAAUUCCCAAAACAUCUGAAUCAUUUUUAUUGGUCAAAAAUCUAAAUUUUAAGUAUUCAGAUUUUACAUUUAUCAUUGAAUUUAAUCAGAUCUGAUCUAUAAUUUAUUAUUUCUGUGGCCACUUGGGUUGUCUGACUGUGAGUUGGACGUGUUUUGGAAUGUGAAAUGCAUAAUAUGUUAUGUAUUACAUCAACUUUCGAGAGAUUUUAUGAGUGAUGAAUGAACAAAUGUCAUGUUUAGUCAAUAAACAAAUUGACCUCUAG